AUGAGGCAUGAAGUCAACUCUGUCCAGGAGGAACUCCGAAAGUAUGCGGAGAGAGAUGAACUGGAAGCCGAUGCCAUGGAGAUUGAGUGGACAAACCCGGCAACUCCACCAGACUUUGUUGCCGAGAUACAGAAAGCCCUUGAUGAAGGAAGGCUAGUGGUAGUGAGACCAGCAACUCCGGCACCAAAUCCAGGCUCCAGGUCCUCGUCCAGGGCAGCCACCAGGACAAUGCAGCGGAAGACCAGUCCCUUCGCAGCAUUUCCGGUCAGAUCCACUAGGAGAGUCGUUCCUAUUGUCCAGCCAGCGGUGGGAGCAUCUCCCUUACCUCCUAGCCACUUUGCAGGAAUAAACCCAUUCCUCGGAUUAGCCGACCGAUCCUUUGACUAUGAGGGAGAACUCUACCCAGGUGCAGGCCGAGGACCUCCCAGCCCGCUAGCCAGGAACCCAGGAAGGUUCACCAUGUCUGGGGCCGCUCAACCAGCAGCAACCUCACCACUGGCCAGCAAUCUGGCGCCGGUAGCACCUGGAGGAAGUGGUGGAAAUCAGAACCCUCCACCUCCAGCAGCCCGCGCUCCCGCUCCAGGAGACUCAGACAGUUCUGACAGCAAAGACUCGGAACCAGAAGGUGGUGAUAGAAGAGGCUGGCGGAGAUACCUUAAGAAGAAGUUGGAGAAACAACAGAAGAAUCUGUUGGCAAUGAUGUCCCAGCAGUAUCAACCUCCGGCCACCUCCGACCCUUCUACUUCCACCAGAGCUCGAGAACCAAAGGCACCACCACCUUCUAAGUUUCAGGGCAAGGCGGAGCAAGUGGAAACCUUCAUCCGGCAAUGUGAGAAUGUGUUCUCCAUUGAGAGCCUGUCAUUAACCUCUGAGGAAGUCAAGAUCCGAUAUGCAGGCAACUUGAUGGAAGGCGAGGCAGCGAUCCGAUGGUAUGAGGCAUACCACAAUUCAAUUGAUCAAGCCUCCGCCAACCGUCUUGCUGGAAUGCCGGUGCAGUUGGAUCAGAGAUGGAAGUGUUGGGAUUCCUUUGUGGAUGCUUUUAGAGCUGCCUUCGGUGAAGCCAUCUCUAGAGAUAAUGCUGUAGCCCAAUGGAAUACCCUCACCCACACAGCUCGAGGAGGGAUAGACCUCUUUCUGAAUACUAUCAUUCAGCUGAUGUGGAAGACUGGCUAUGAGGGUCAGUUGGUGGAUGAUAAGAUUCAUAAUUCCCUCCUCCCGGACCUAGGCAUGAGUUGGGCUCUUUUUAAUCCCAAGCCAAAGUCCUUGAUGGAGCGGAUAGCUGCUCUAAGAGAGUGA
Messenger RNA from Morchella sextelata, 1296 nucleotides. RefSeq lists its product as uncharacterized. The transcript is spliced from 2 exons. Lineage: Eukaryota; Fungi; Ascomycota; Pezizomycetes; Pezizales; Morchellaceae. The coding region runs from base 1 to 1296 and encodes 431 amino acids. The record is from RefSeq and is a predicted model, not a curated record.